AGGAGGAUACAGGACGUGUGUGUGUGUGUGUGUUUGUGUGUGUGCUUGUGUCAGCUUUGAGUUUUCUGGACGUGUUGGUGAACAGUGCAUGCAUAAGAUGCUCGCUUUGGUUGUUGUGUCGUUCUCUGUGCUGUCCUUCACCUCGGCCACUAAAGCAGGUCUGAGUGGGAAGGUUCUCCUGUUCCCCUAUGAGACAGAUUUCAGUUUUGUCAAGCUAUCUCCUCAGAAACCUCUUGCUCUCUCAGCAUUCACUCUGUGCAUGCGCAUCUCUACUGAGCUGCAGGACGAGCGACAGGUCAUCCUCUUUGCGUAUCGCAGCAACAGCACAGAUGAGCUCAACAUGUGGCGCGAGAAGGAUGGACGGAUCUCAUUCUACCUGGGCGGAGACGGUGCGCUUUUCCGCCUCACACCCCUCUCCAGCUUCCGCACUCACCUGUGUCUGACGUGGGACUCCAGCACCGGACUCGCCGCGUUCCAUGUGGACGGACGCCGCAGCACACGACAGAUCUACAGACCGGGCCACAAGAUCCGUCCACGUGGCACUGUGCUGCUCGGCCAGGACCCUGACACACAUCUGGGGGGCUUUGAGGUGACGCAGAGCUUCGUGGGUGAGAUGACGGAUGUGAACAUGUGGGACUUUGCGCUGUCACGCAUGCAAAUCAACGCUCUGUACGCCAACCUGAAACACAGAGUGCCACGUGGAAACGUGUUCGACUGGAGCACCGUGGAGUAUGAGAUCCACGGCAAUGUUGUGGUGGUGCAGGACGACUGACCACACACACAAACACACACACACACACACACACACACAAAACUCUAGCUCUAACACUAUAUCUUCUAAGCUCCAGUAUGUAAUGGGGUUGUGUAUUAUACUCAAACACACACACCGAUAAUAACAACAAUAAUGACAUUUACAAAAAUAAAGAUGUUAACACACACACACACACACACUUGACCAUUGUGAAUUGUACUGUGUAUUGUCAAAAUAUUAACAGAUAAAUAAUAAAAUUGUGCAAGUCUGAA
Molecule: messenger RNA, 1023 nt
Organism: Pangasianodon hypophthalmus (striped catfish)
Lineage: Eukaryota; Metazoa; Chordata; Actinopteri; Siluriformes; Pangasiidae
Product: pentraxin fusion protein-like
Exons: 3
Coding region: 89-772 (227 amino acids)
Source: RefSeq, a predicted model, not a curated record